GCCUCCCCAAAAUCGGCUUGUCUUUCUCCUCCCGAAUCGGGUGGCCGCCGACGAUCGUCGGAAGGAGCAGCGCGCUCUCGAUCCCCUCCACCUCCUCUCGCAGGGUUGCCAGCCUCGCCGAGGCCGUCUCCUCCACCGACGUGGACGAGGACGCCUCGGCCGUCGAGGAGAUCCAGACCAUGCUGGAGCAGAUUAGCAGGAGCGGCGAGCCGACAGACGGGGGUCGGAGGACGAGAGAGAUCACGAAUCUUGGGGCUGCUGCCUCCGCGAGGACGGCGGUGUCGGUGCCGGCGAGGCCCAAGCAGGUCCACGGGAUGGGCUCGGGAAAGUACGCGAUGCUUCGGAGGAGGCAGAUAAAGAUCGAGACAGAAGCCUGGGAACAAGCCGCCAAGGAGUAUAAGGAAUUGCUUAUGGAUAUGUGCGAGCAAAAGCUGGCCCCAAACUUGCCCUACGUGAAGUCUCUGUUCUUGGGCUGGUUUGAGCCGCUGCGGGAUCAGAUUGCUUUAGAGCAAGACCACUGCAGGGAUGGGAAAAACAGGGCAUCGCAUGCUCCUUAUUUUAAUCAGCUCCCGGCUGAUAUGAUGGCGGUGAUCACGAUGCACAAGUUGAUGAGCCUUUUGAUGACGGGGAGUGGGGAUGGGAGUGUCCGUGUUGUUCAGGCUGCUUGCCAGGUUGGCGAGGCCAUCGAGCAGGAGGCUAGAAUCCACAAAUUUUUGGAGAAAACUAGGAAGAGGGCCUAUAAAGAUAAAACAAAUGAAGAUAUAGAGGAUGAUUCGGUGACCAAAGAACAAGAGUUUCUGAGGAAAAGGGUUACUAAUCUGAUGAAGCAGCAAAAAGUUCAUCAAGUAAGGAGGAUUGUGAAGGAACAAGGUGAUUCCAAGCCUUGGGGUCAAGAUGCUCAAGCAAAGGUUGGGAGCCGUUUGAUUGAACUAUUAAUGGAGACAGCCUAUAUUCAACCUCCAGUUACUCAGGCAGCAGAUGGCCCACCUGAUAUUCGGCCUGCUUUUAGACAUUCUCUUAGGACUGUCACGAAGGAACAACAGAAAACCAGCAGACGCUAUGGGGUUAUUGAAUGUGAUCCAUUAGUUCGUCAAGGCCUUGAUAGAACUGCAAGACACAUGGUCAUUCCCUACAUGCCGAUGCUAGUGCCUCCAGUUAAUUGGAUGGGGUAUGACAAAGGUGCACAUUUGUUUUUACCGUCGUAUAUCAUGCGCAUUCAUGGGGCUAGACAACAACGUGAAGCAGUUAAGAGGGCACCAAGGAAACAAAUGCAGGCGGUUUUUGAGGCCUUGGAUACACUUGGUAGCACCAAAUGGAGGGUUAACAAAAGGGUACUCAGUAUUGUAGACAGAAUUUGGUCUAGUGGAGGAUGUCUCGCUGACCUGGUUGAUCGUGCUGAUAUUCCUCUGCCUGAGAAACCUGACACCGAAGAUGAAGUUGUGCUGAAGAAGUGGAAGUGGAAGCUGAAAUCAGUUAAGAAGGAAAAUAGUGAGAGACAUUCUCAACGAUGUGAUGUAGAACUGAAACUUGCUGUCGGCAGAAAAUUGAAGGAUGAAGAAGGCUUCUAUUAUCCGCAUAAUCUUGACUUUAGAGGCCGUGCUUAUCCCAUGCAUCCUUAUUUGAAUCAUCUUGGUUCAGAUCUAUGCCGCGGAAUUUUGGAGUUUGCGGAGGGUCGCCCACUUGGUAAAUCCGGCUUGCGAUGGUUGAAGAUACAUCUUGCAAAUCUGUAUGCUGGUGGUGUGGAUAAGUUAUCCUAUGAGGGCCGGAUAGCGUUUACGGAAAAUCAUUUGGAGGAUAUAUUCGACUCUGCAGAUAGGCCUCUUGAAGGUAGGCGGUGGUGGCUCGGUGCUGAAGAUCCUUUCCAGUGUUUGGCGGUUUGUAUUAAUCUUGCUGAAGCAUUAAGAAGCUCAUCUCCGGAGACUACAAUCUCUCACAUGCCUGUUCAUCAGGAUGGUUCAUGCAAUGGCCUACAACACUAUGCAGCUCUUGGAAGAGACAAGCUAGGGGCCAUUGCGGUGAACUUGGUUGCCGGAGAUAAGCCUGCAGAUGUUUACUCUGGUAUAGCUGCCAGAGUGCUUGAAAUUAUGCAGAGAGAUGCACAAAAAGAUCCUUCCACUGACCCUAAUGCCCUGCGAGCUCGGAUUCUAGUUGAUCAGGUGGAUAGGAAAUUGGUAAAGCAGACUGUCAUGACAUCUGUGUAUGGUGUUACUUAUGUUGGGGCCCGUGAACAAAUCAAAAGGAGAUUAAAGGAACGGGGUGUCAUUGCAGAUGACACAGAGCUGUUUGGUGCAUCAUGUUAUGCUGCAAAAGUUACAUUGACAGCACUUGGGGAGAUGUUCGAAGCUGCACGCAGUAUCAUGAGCUGGCUUGGAGAAUGUGCGAAGAUAAUUGCCUCAGAAAAUCAACCUGUGAGGUGGACUACCCCUCUUGGUCUUCCUGUUGUUCAACCAUACCGCAAGUUGGGACGACAUCUAAUCAAAACAUCUCUUCAAGUUCUGACAUUACAACGGGAAACUGACAAGGUUAUGGUGAAGCGCCAACGAACAGCUUUUCCUCCAAAUUUUGUUCAUUCCCUUGAUGGCUCCCAUAUGAUGAUGACUGCAGUGGCUUGCAAAAAUGCAGGAUUAAAUUUUGCAGGCGUGCAUGAUUCAUAUUGGACACAUGCAUGUGAUGUCGAUCAAAUGAACAGAAUACUCCGGGAGAAGUUUGUGGAAUUGUAUCAGACCCCUAUUUUGGAAAAUUUGUUGGAGAGUUUCCAGCAAUCUUUCCCCACGCUAAGUUUCCCACUUCUGCCGGAGCGAGGAGAUUUCAAUCUGAAAGAUGUCUUGGACUCGCCAUACUUCUUCAACUAAUCUGAUGUUAAUCUCUCUCGCACAUUCAACUGCCUCUUUGCUUUUUCUGGAACCCUAGAAGCAUACUCAAGUCAUCCCUUCAAACUUGAAUGAUUUACAUGCCAGUUCUCUUGGAGAUGGAUAUGCCAAUACAAGGCGAAAUAAGAAGAAAGAGCUCCCUGUGAAACAGAUUAAGCAGCCUUCUUUCCAGCAGCUGCAAGACAAAUAAGCUUCAAAUGCUGAAUCUCAUGUUGCAUAUGGAGAUAACCGGGCUUUUCUGAGGUGGAUUCAGUAGUCAGGAAAGGUUUAUUUCAAUAUUCGGUAAAGAAAUUAGUUACGGCUGGAAGAGAAAUUUAAUACAAUUUUUGCCUUAGUAGAGCUGUUAAUCGGAAGCAACGAUGAUGAGUGGAGGUUUAAGCUGUCUGCCGAACUUAAUCCAGUAACAAAAUACUUAUUAUUUCUGAUUGUGUUGUAUAGUAGUAUUGGUGGGCUUCCUGCACGAUGCUUCCAUCCAAAUAUCCCCUUACUGGAACAUAUCUAUGUACCAAAUGGUCACUAGAGACAAUUUUUGUGUUGGUGAUGACGAAGAAGUGUAUAGUGAUAUGUUUUCGUGACACCAUUUGUUGUAAGAAUUAUGUAGCCUGUCGUGUUACUGGAGCAAUGUUAUAGUGACGAAUUUAUUUUCUUUCAAAUAAGAAUUUAUUUCCUUCCAAAUAAA
Molecule: messenger RNA, 3549 nt
Organism: Ananas comosus (pineapple)
Lineage: Eukaryota; Viridiplantae; Streptophyta; Magnoliopsida; Poales; Bromeliaceae
Product: DNA-directed RNA polymerase 1B, mitochondrial-like
Biological process (GO): mitochondrial transcription
Cellular component (GO): mitochondrial DNA-directed RNA polymerase complex
Molecular function (GO): DNA-directed RNA polymerase activity; DNA binding
Source: RefSeq, a predicted model, not a curated record